This is a messenger RNA of Linum tenue, 2364 nucleotides long. NCBI's taxonomy places the organism in Eukaryota, Viridiplantae, Streptophyta, Magnoliopsida, Malpighiales, Linaceae. The record is from the annotation of a GenBank genome assembly.
CUACUUGUUUCGUUUUGCUAAAUAGCUAUUUCUUUUCUCAGACCUGAAUCAAUCCUGAUUGGGGAAAUUUGUAAAGCUGUGUUACAAGCUCUAUCCGGUCAAAUGGUACCAGUUUCAAAUUCGAUUGUUGGUUUGGUGGGAUUAGAGAGAAGGAUUAAUAAGAUUGAACACUGGGCAACUAGUGGGGGUAAAAAUUUGACUAUAGGAGUGUGGGGGCCGGGUGGCAUCGGGAAGACGACUCUUGCAAAGGCCUUCUACGAUAAGUUCUCAAGUCAAUUCGAAGCUUCGUAUUUCUUGAGUAACUUCUCGGAUAAGUUAAGUGGUUCAUCACAGUUGCGUGAUGACUUGCAAAAUGAUUUGUUCUCUGCAUUGUUGGGUGAUGAGAAUGCAUGGAGAAUAUCUCAGGAUUUGAAAGAACAUCGGCUUGGUCGUACGAGGGUUUUGGUUGUCAUUGAUGAUGUGGGUGAUGAUAUUGGAAACAUGAGACACUUGAACGAAUUGUUUAAAGGACGAUAUUGUGAUUUAUUUGCAUCGGGAAGUAUAAUCAUUUUGACAAGUAGGAACCAGCAAGUUCUUAAGAAUGUGUGUCAUCAUGUUCAUGAAGUGGUGGCUCUUGGUGACAAUGAAGCUCUUCGGCUAUUCUGCCUCCGUGCAUUCAAAGAGCAUCAUCCUCCAAUCGAGUAUGUGGAGUGGUCCAAGAGAGCUAUCACUUAUGCACAGGGUAACCCCUUAGCUCUUACUAUUUUAGGUUCACAUUUGUAUGACAGGGACCAAAAUUUUUGGGGUAUCGAAUUGAAAGCGUUGGAGCGUCACCCAAAUCAAGCGAUAGAAAGAGUCUUCCGGAGGAGUUAUGAAGGACUCGGCCGAGUAGAGAGAAAUGUAUUCAUUGAUAUUGCAUGUCUUUAUGGUCGAUGCCAAUUCAAUGACAACGAGUUGAAAAAACUAUUGGAUGGAAACUAUGUUGAACAUGGUGGGAGUGAAAACCUUAUAAUUAACUUUAUUGACAAGUCUAUGUUAACAACUGUCUUCGUCUUUCCUGAUCAUCGUAUCGUAAAAAUGCAUGGGCUGCUGAGUGAUUUGGGUCGUAGAAUUGUCAAUGAAAACUUCCGACUUGAUAGACGUUCAUGGCUGUUUGAAGCUCAAGACGUAUAUAGUUUUUUUAAACAAGGCAAGGGCAGUAAAGUCACUCGAGGCAUUAGUUGGGAUAAAUCCAGUGGUGAGUUAAGGACAGAGGCAAUACACAUGCAAUCUGAUGCUUUUGUGAAGUUGGAAAAUCUUCGAUACCUUGUGAUACGUAAAUCUGAGACAAAAUUUGUUCUCCCCAAGGACGGUUUGAGAUGUCUACCAAAUUCAUUGAUAAUUCUUACAUGGGACGCAUUUCCAAUGAGAUGUUUACCACAUGAAUUUUGUCCGGAGAAUCUUACAUCAUUGUCUUUGCCUUCAAGCAAAGUGAGAAAACUUUGGGACGACACACGGAAUAUGAGAAAUUUGAAGUUCCUUGAUCUAAGCAGAUUUAAAUACUUGAAGAAGUUGCCUGAUCUCUCUACAGCGAAAAGACUGGAAGAAAUCAAUCUUCGUUUCUGUUUCCGCUUGGUGGAGCUUAGUUGGUCGAUUGUGCAUCUACCCAAACUUGAAGUCCUUAAUUUAGAGAAGUGUACCAGCUUGGAGUUGAAUGCAGUGGGAUAUUACACAGAUGUCAACAAGGACGACAAUAUGGCUGCCAUUUUCCCGGAACUAAAAAGAUUGAACCUAAGUGGGACAUCAAUUCAAAACCAGAAGUUGGAGGAGCUGAGGAAGUUAAAGGGGUGCAACGAAAUUUCGGCCAAUGAUCAAGAGCUUGUUCAUUUUCGAGAUGUAAUUUUUCAGUCGAAAGCUCUUGAGGAGAUCUGUUUAUCUAAUUGCAUCACGUUGAAGGAACUUCCAAAAAUCUUGGUACCCAUGGAAGCUUUAACACUAUUAAUUCUAGGUGGGUGCACCAGUCUAUCACGACUUCCAGAUAGCAUUUGUAAUCUAGGACAUUUGGAAUUUCUUACUCUGCCCGGUACAGCAAUCCGAGAACUACCAGCCACCAUUCACAGGCUAUCCAAAUUGGUUAUGCUCGACUUGUCUGGUUGCAGUCAACUCAGUCACUUACCGGAGCUUCCUUCAUCCUUGACAAAGUUGGAAGCCUAUUGCUGCACCGCACUUCAAACCAUGUCAACUAGCGGCCUGAGGAAAUUUAACUUCCUGAAGAUGGAAUGCAAUUUCGGAAACUGUGGAAAGCUGGAUUCAGAUGUGUGCAGUAUGCUUUUCAAGAAGGUACUCUAUUUACUCUUUUUUGAAUUUUAUUUGAGGCUCACAUAUCAUGAUCAUGAUCAUGAUUAA